UAAUAGUAAUAGUGGUAGUAAAAGUGGUAGUAGUAGUAGUAGUAGUAGUAAUAAUAGUAAAAGUAAUAGUAGUAGUAGAACCAGCUCAUGGCACAGCUGGCAUCUCCUCAUUUUCUUGAACACUUUCUUGAAGGGUUUUUUUUUAUACUCUUUUUUUUGCACUGUGCUACCUUAAUUUAUUUAUGUUUAUCUGUGAAUAUUUCUCUUUUAUCAAUACUGUAACACUGCAAUUUCCCCUCAGGAUCAAUAAAAUCUGGAUCGAGUUAAAAUUUGUACUUCAGCCAGCCACUAGAGGGCUUCAGAGUCACUUUGGCUUCCAGUUUGAAGCCCUUCAGAGCUCCAGUAGGUGGCGCUGUGAGCGUCUAGAUGUCCCACAUUCCCAGAACUAGAAGAAGACGUGCUGCAGUGUUGCUGAUUGAUGAGCUGAGCUCUCCGACUCUACUAAUCAUCUUUCCAUUCAGAUAUUUCUCCCAGGGUUUUACCUCCACACUUCCAUCUGCUCAAGCUCAAGAUAUGAGUGGUGUCCUGUCUUCUCUUGUUGUCCUCUUUCCUACACAACUUAAAUUUACCACCAAGAACAUCAAGAGGUCCAACUAGGAUGAAGUCAGAAGAGAUUAAAUGUGAGAAUCUGGAACCUACAGAGAGCUCCAGUAAUCACCAAAGCUCGUCUGGUUCUUUCCACAUGAACACCUCUCACAGACAGAUGCAAAAAGAAAUUCACCAGUGCUCACAGUGUGGGAAGUGCUUCAGUCAGAAGUGUCAUCUUAACCAGCACCAGCGCAUUCACACGGGAGAGAAGCCGUAUCAGUGUUCUCAGUGUGGGAAGAGUUUUGCAGAGAGAGGUAAUCUUAUAAAACAUCAGCGCAUUCACACAGGAGAGAAGCCGUAUCGCUGCUCUCAGUGUGGAAAGUGUUUUACUGAGAGAGGUAAUCUCAUAAAGCACCAGCGCCUUCACACGGGAGAUAAACCCUAUCACUGCUCAGAGUGCGAGAAGAGUUUUAAUCGAGAGGACGCUCUCCAAGAACACAAACACGUUCACACAGGGGAGAAGCCGUAUUACUGUUCAGUGUGUGGGAAGAGCUUUACCAGGUACACUAGUGUCCAGCGACACCAGCACAUUCACACCGGAGAGAAGCCGUAUCACUGCUCCCAGUGUGAGAAGAGGUUCAGCGAGAGGCGUAAUCUCAUACAACACUUGCAGCUUCAUACAGGAGAGAAGCCGUAUUGCUGCUCACACUGUGGGAAGUGUUUUACACAAAAGUGUAACCUUCAGCAACAUCUGCGCAUUCAUACAGGAGAUAAACCUUAUCAGUGUUCACAGUGUGGGAAGAGUUUCACACAGAGAAGUCAUCUUCAGCAGCACCAGCGCGUUCACACAGGAGAUCAGCCGUAUCAGUGCUUAGAGUGUGGGAAGCGUUUUACACAAGCAGCUGACCUCCAAGUACACCAACGCGUCCACACUGGGGAGAAGCCGUAUCACUGCGCACAGUGUGGGAGUUUUACUGCGUACAGUAGUCUCCAGCAACACCAGCACAUGUGCACAGCUGCGAAUGAGGACAUGCUGCAGUGAUCAUGAGAACGGCUGGGAAUUACAGAGAUCUGUAUAUUCCUCACCGUUUACUAGACGAGGUGGUGGGGGUUCCAUCAGCAGAAGGAGCAUUCCAUGUUUUAAUAUUUUAUUAUUAAUGAGUGCCCAAUAUCAUCUAUAUAUCAAUAUAAUAUCAUAUACUAUAAUAUAAUAUAAUACAUUGUAUAUACAAAUACAUUGAUUUAUUUUUUUUUUUGCCAUUUUAAGACUGAACAGUUUUUGAAUAAUUGUACUAUUUACUGAGUAAAUAGGAAAAAUAAUCUGGGAUUUUACCCAAAUCUAUGAUAAACCUAAAUAAUUGUAUUUGUGAAUAAUUUCCCUGAUUAGUAAAGGACCUAAAAUCACUUCUUUAAAUCUAAGAGACAGUUGAAAUACUGUGUGCUUACAUUUCCACCCCGAGGGGAGCACAUGCCUUCGCUUUAUGUUUUUUUCACCACUGCCGGAUAUUUCAGUCCUCUCAGAUUGAGGUUGAUUAGGUAAUACACCUGUCUGGGGCUUUGGCUGUAAUUAAUAAUGUAGGAAUUUUUGAGGAAAUCCAGAGUCCAAACAGGCCAGAAGUUCUUUAACAAAUCAGGUCCAGCUACACAAGAACAGUUUGUGUGAUGUAUAGAUUAAAAAGUAAAACGCAUUGAAGGAAAAGUUCAGAAUAUUACUCUUCUCUCUCACCUGUUUCCUCAUCUCUGACUCUCCAGCGUUCUCAUCCAGCAGUAUAUUGGCCCCUUCUCCUGUACAUUCCUUUACCAUCUCUGCAGCACUGAAUGGCUGCAUUUUGUUUGACAGGAAGUGGUUAUGUUUUGUUUUGCACUUCACAUUAGCACUUUGGACCAAUGCGAUGGACCUAAACCUGAAGCGGGAAGGAGAAAUGCAUACGUCUCUGUCCAUUUGUCAUUAAACAUUCUGAUUGUCUUUGA
Pangasianodon hypophthalmus (striped catfish) is the source of this 2499-nucleotide messenger RNA. Its product is annotated as zinc finger protein 239-like. Gene Ontology annotation, molecular function: DNA-binding transcription repressor activity, RNA polymerase II-specific. Lineage: Eukaryota; Metazoa; Chordata; Actinopteri; Siluriformes; Pangasiidae. Bases 599 to 1570 code for a protein of 323 amino acids. The transcript is spliced from 2 exons. Gene Ontology annotation, biological process: negative regulation of transcription by RNA polymerase II. The record is from RefSeq and is a predicted model, not a curated record.